CUUCCGACGUUAUAAAGCCCGGUGGGUCCCGUCCGGCGUGGGAUUUGGAGCCAUGGCGGCCAACCGGGUGGGCAGAAGGCUGGGGCGGGCUUCUCCGGCGCGGCCGGGCGCGGCGCUCUCCCCGGAAGCCUCCCGCACGGACCGGACCCCGAGCCCCGGCAUCCAGAGGCGCCAAGCCCGAGUCACCGUCAAAUACGACCGGAGGGAGCUGCAGAGGCGCCUCGACACUGAGAAGUGGAUCGACGGCUGGUUGGAGGAGCUCUACCGGGGCCAGGAAGAAGACAUGCCGGAUGAGGUGAACAUCGACACUCUCCUAGAGAUGGGCACAGACAGCGAGAGGGCUAAGAAGCUGCAGAGUAUCUUGGAAACAUGCCACAACAACACAGAGGAGUUCAUCCGGGAGUUGCUGGGGAAGCUGCGAGGCCUCCGGACAGAACACGUCCUUCGACGGACGAGCCCCAGCGGCCGAGGAGAUGUAGAGCCAGGCACUGAAAUACGGGACCAAGUCUGAAGUCGGCGGGCAAGGCAGAGCUUGUUAACUACUUGGCCGCAGCUGUUGCCAGGAUGGACUGGUUUCCUUGUCAUGGUGGUCCCUGGCUGCAGAGCUGCUGCUGCGUGUGUUGUGGCAUUGUCAUCGUUCCAGCUGCCAAAUUCCCAACUGUGUUGAGCUGGGCAGAUGUUUGCCCAAGGCAGCUGAAUUGCAGGGUCUGCGAAGCUGCCUUUCGAAAUAUUACCUCUUCCCACGUUGUAUAAAUCUGUAUAGUGUAUCCUCUGCUUUCGGGGUUAACCUGUAAUAAAGUGCGGUGUCUUUA
Anolis sagrei ordinatus is the source of this 812-nucleotide messenger RNA. Its product is annotated as protein phosphatase 1 regulatory subunit 14A. Gene Ontology annotation, cellular component: cytoplasm. The record is from RefSeq and is a predicted model, not a curated record. Lineage: Eukaryota; Metazoa; Chordata; Lepidosauria; Squamata; Anolidae. Gene Ontology annotation, molecular function: protein serine/threonine phosphatase inhibitor activity. Gene Ontology annotation, biological process: regulation of phosphorylation.